Molecule: messenger RNA, 582 nt
Organism: Helobdella robusta
Lineage: Eukaryota; Metazoa; Annelida; Clitellata; Rhynchobdellida; Glossiphoniidae
Exons: 2
Coding region: 1-582 (193 amino acids)
Cellular component (GO): nucleus
Source: RefSeq, a predicted model, not a curated record
AUGAACGUUUCGCGCAUGCCCAAGCGAUAUCGCGAUAGAAUGUUACACGUCCUUACUCCCGAUCCAAACGAGGUAAAACCGGAUUAUAUCACAGCCAUGUAUCAAAAGCCAGCUCUGAAAAAGUUAUUGUACGCUUGGUAUGGUAAAAAGAGCGGAAUAAAUCCUGGAAUAUUAUGGCCGUCUGUGGAAGAGCUGAAAGAUAUUAUUGAGUUUGAGAAAGAGUGGGAGCCAUCUUUGCAGGAUAUGUUGGCUAAGUUGAGGGAGGAAAGAGAAUUAGAAAUGAAAGAAAUUAAAGAGAAAGAGAAACUUGUUGAGUCUCGACUGGCAAAGAUGCCGCAGUACAUCAAAGAAUAUCGAGCUAGGUUGAAAAAAGCCGAAGAACAGGAAUUACAAUUAAAAAAGAAGAGGCAAGUUCUUCUGGAUGAGGCUCGAGAUUAUUUCGGAUACCAAAUUGAUCCCAAUGAUCCACGUUUUGAGCAAAUUAAGCUCGCUAAAGAAGAGGAAGAGAAAAAAAUGAUGAAAAAGAAGAAAAAAGAAGAAAAACUCUCUAACGUUGCUAAGUUCACUGGCUCCCCACACUAA